Staurois parvus is the source of this 289-nucleotide messenger RNA. NCBI's taxonomy places the organism in Eukaryota, Metazoa, Chordata, Amphibia, Anura, Ranidae. The record is from the annotation of a GenBank genome assembly.
UUUGCAUGUUCUCCCUGUGCCUGCAUGGGAUUCCUCUGGGUACUCUGGUUUCCUCCCACACUCCAAAGACAUGCUGGUAGCGGCAGGGGCGGACUGACAACUCAUGGGCCCCCCGGGCAAUAGGGGAUCAUGGGGCCCCCGUGUCCUCGUCCACACUCAAACCACACCCACAAAAGCCUAUGAAAGGUACCAGGGGCAACUCAUGGGGCCCCCUACUGACCCCGGGCCCUCGGGCAGUGCCUGAGUGCCCAAAUGGUCAGUCCGCCCCUGGGUGGCAUUCAGGUGAGUG